UAUGUUGUUGGUUUGGUGACAUUAAAAAAAAAGAAGCGUGCGUUGCGGCAAACAACAAAUUUGUUUAAUCAAUACAAGUCACAGUUAGUUGACUUCAGCUUCGCAUCGUCAUCGUCACACAGAGAGUUUUCCCAAAAAAAAUUCAAGGGAAAUCAUGAAAAUCGAGGAAGUUAAGAGUACGGUGCGCACUCAACGCAUUGCUGCCCACAGCCACGUGAAGGGAUUGGGAUUGAAUGAGGAGGGCACCGCAAUACAAAGUGCCGCCGGUUUGGUUGGCCAGAAGGCGGCACGCGAGGCAGCCGGCAUUGUUGUUGAUCUGAUAAAGUCGAAGAAAAUGGCCGGACGUGCUCUGCUCCUCGCCGGACCACCAGGCACUGGGAAAACUGCGAUCGCCUUGGCCAUUGCCCAGGAGUUGGGCAACAAGGUUCCAUUCUGCCCGAUGGUCGGCUCCGAGGUGUUCAGCAAUGAGAUCAAAAAGACGGAGGUGCUCAUGGAAAACUUUCGCCGCUCGAUCGGAUUGCGCAUCCGCGAGACGAAGGAGGUCUACGAGGGCGAAGUCACGGAGCUGACUCCCGUGGAGACGGAGAAUCCCAUGGGUGGCUAUGGAAAGACCAUUAGCAAUGUGGUCAUUGGCCUAAAAACUGCGAAGGGCACCAAGCAGUUGAAACUGGAUCCGAGCAUAUUUGAUGCCUUGCAGAAGGAGAAGGUGGAGGUGGGCGAUGUCAUCUACAUUGAGGCGAAUAGUGGAGCUGUGAAGCGUCAGGGACGCAGUGACACCUUUGCCACCGAAUUCGAUCUGGAGACGGAGGAGUAUGUGCCGCUGCCCAAGGGCGAUGUGCACAAGAAGAAGGAGGUCAUCCAGGAUGUGACACUGCAUGAUCUGGAUGUGGCCAAUGCUCGGCCGCAGGGUGGCCAAGAUGUGCUCUCCAUGGUGGGUCAACUGAUGAAGCCCAAGAAAACGGAAAUUACAGACAAGCUGCGUAUGGAGAUCAACAAGGUGGUGAACAAGUACAUUGAUCAGGGCAUUGCUGAGCUGGUGCCCGGCGUGCUCUUCAUCGAUGAGAUUCACAUGCUCGAUCUGGAGACCUUUACCUAUUUACACAAAUCGCUGGAGUCGCCAAUUGCACCGAUUGUCAUCUUUGCCACCAAUCGCGGUCGCUGCGUCAUUCGUGGCACCACCGACAUAGUCUCGCCUCACGGAGUUCCCUUGGAUUUGCUGGAUCGCUUGCUGAUCAUUCGCACGCUUCUCUAUUCCACCUCGGACAUGGAGCAGAUAAUUAAGUUGCGCGCGCAGACCGAAGGACUCCAGCUGGAGGAAAACGCCUUCACGCGCCUCAGCGAGAUCGGGACCAGCUCCACUCUGCGCUAUGCCGUCCAACUGCUGACGCCGGCUCAUCAGAUGUGCAAGGUGAAUGGACGCAGCCAGAUCAGCAAGGAUGAUAUUGAGGAUGUGCAUUCGCUGUUCCUGGAUGCCAAGCGUUCGUCGAAACAUUUGUCCGAGAAGAACAAUAAGUUUAUGUUGUAAUUUUUACUCAUACUCAUUAAUCAUCCCAUUUUGAAUCCAAUUCCAUUUUGCAUCAUAAUUUUGAAUAAAGCUACGCAAACUAUCGAUUAA
This is a messenger RNA of Drosophila grimshawi, 1615 nucleotides long. RefSeq names its product ruvB-like helicase 1 (gene pont). Bases 155 to 1525 code for a protein of 456 amino acids. NCBI's taxonomy places the organism in Eukaryota, Metazoa, Arthropoda, Insecta, Diptera, Drosophilidae. Gene Ontology annotation, biological process: chromatin remodeling; box C/D snoRNP assembly; regulation of transcription by RNA polymerase II. Gene Ontology annotation, cellular component: Ino80 complex; Swr1 complex; NuA4 histone acetyltransferase complex. The record is from RefSeq and is a predicted model, not a curated record. Gene Ontology annotation, molecular function: DNA helicase activity; ATP hydrolysis activity; ATP binding. The transcript has 3 exons.